AUCAACAAGGCCUGACUCGGACUACAAACCGGCCGUCUUUGGUGGUUUAGCAGCUUCAGUCCUCACAUCUCAGACAUAGCACAUAUCCCCGCUGGGAAGACUCUCAUCACCAUGGCGGGAUGGUUUGGCUCCUCAGCCAACAGCGCCUUCGACGAGCAGAUUGAGCGUGCCACUUCCUCAAGCUUAGAGGAUAUGCCACUCAACCUGGAGAUAUCCGACGUGAUACGGUCCAAGACAGUGCAGCCUAAAGAUGCCAUGCGCGCAUUGAAGAAGCGGAUAGGGCACAAGAACCCCAACGUCCAGCUUGCCACGCUGAAUCUCACCGACACGUGCGUUAAGAACGGCGGCGCUCACUUUAUCCAAGAGAUAGCUUCGCGAGAGUUCCUCGACAACAUGACGUCGCUGCUAAAGGCUCCGCCGACAGUCGCGCCGAACUACGAUGUGAAGAACAAGAUGCUAGAGCUUAUACAGUCAUGGGCAACGGCCGCCGAAGGGCGCUCCAACCUGAGCUACAUAAACGAGGUUUACUACUCGCUACAGCGAGAAGGUUUCCGCUUCCCUCCCAAGGAGAACAUUUCCAGCAGUAUGCUUGACAGUAGUGCGCCCCCGGAAUGGACCGACUCGGACGUAUGCAUGCGAUGCCGGACCGCCUUUACCUUUACGAACCGAAAGCACCACUGCCGGAAUUGCGGAAACGUCUUUUGCGGCGCCUGUUCGAGCAAGAGCAUCCCGCUACCCCAUCUCGGCAUAACGGACCCAGUACGCGUUGACGAUGGUUGCCAUGCGAAGAUGACCGAACGAUCGCGGGGAACGCCACUGCCGAGAAUGUUCGAUUCACAUAGGCCGCAUAAGACACUCUACCAAGGCUCAAUGGAACCGCGCAAUGCGCGCGUAGAAGACAGCUUCGAUGCAGACCUAAAGCGUGCGCUGGAGAUGAGCUUGGACGAAGCCAAGGGAAACAGCUCCUCCGGCUUUGUGCCUCAGUCACAGCUGCAGUCACAAUCUAGGAAUACCAAUGGAGCCAUUAAGAAGCAACCCGAGGAAGAGGAGGACGCCGAUCUGGCCGCUGCAAUAGCGGCUUCUCUAGCCGACAUGGAAGAGCAAAAGAAGAAAUACUCCACAACGUUCCGGGAACAAGCUUCGAGCGCGAACGGAUCCGCACCUUUCGUUGCGCCCAAGAAUGAUUACGAAUUGACCCCCGUCGAGGCUGAGAACAUCAACUUAUUUUCCACGCUAGUCGAUCGAUUGCAACAUCAGGCACCUGGUACCAUCCUCCGCGAGCCCCAGAUACAGGAACUGUAUGAGAGUAUUGGGAAACUGAGGCCAAAGCUCGCGCGGACCUAUGGUGAAACCAUGAGCAAGCAUGACACACUUCUUGAUCUCCACGCUAAGCUGUCUACUGUUGUUCGAUACUACGAUCGCAUGCUCGAGGAGAGGUUGUCAAGCACAUACAACCAGGCAAAUGCCAUGUAUGGUCUUCCAUCUGCGCAACGGCCAGCAUCGAAUCUGUACCCAAGCAUACAGUCGGGCGCACCCGAGGGGACGGGUGAGAACUAUUACACAGGAAACGCAGGGCCUUCAAGUGCCUAUGGUCAGCCACAAUCGCAGUAUGCUGGUUACCCACCACAACACCAAGCCUACCCCGAUCGGCGACCACAGUCUUAUGCCCCACCGCAAGAACAAUACCAGCAACCCUCACAACCGUACCCUAAUCUCGCACAACAGCCUCCUAGUAAUGCUUAUCAGCAACCUCCAUCGCCACAACUACAGCGCCAGGUUUCUAAUCAACAGUACCCGCCGCAAGCACCACCAUCCACAGUAUCAGAUGCGGAAAGUGCGAGCUACUACUAUGGCGAUGGUAAAGCAGCACAGUCCUCACAACCACCUCAGACCUAUACAUCACAACCUCCCCAACAACAGCAACCUCCUUCGCCACAAGCAUAUGCUCGUGCCCCACCACAGCAGACGCCCAUGUCACCACCCGCUCAACCUGCAGCUGGCUGGCAGAACCCCCAGCAACAGCAACAACAAGCUCCGCCGCAACAGCAACAGCAGCAGCCACAACAACAACCUCCACAGCAACAACAGCAGCAGCCUCCGCAACAGCAACAGCAACCUCAACAACAGUACUGGCAGCAGCAGCAGCAACAAGCACCUCAACAGCAGCAAUCUUCAACAUGGCAACCAGCACCCUACGCCACAGGUGGCUACGGCCCCGAGAGUUUCCCCUCGGCCCCACAGAACCAGCUCCCCGCCGCCCAACAAAAGGCAGUUGAAGAACCGUUGAUUGAUUUGUAA
Messenger RNA from Pyrenophora tritici-repentis Pt-1C-BFP, 2298 nucleotides. The record is from RefSeq and is a predicted model, not a curated record. NCBI's taxonomy places the organism in Eukaryota, Fungi, Ascomycota, Dothideomycetes, Pleosporales, Pleosporaceae.